This is a messenger RNA of Lates calcarifer (barramundi perch), 4953 nucleotides long. RefSeq names its product extended synaptotagmin-like protein 1b (gene esyt1b). The record is from RefSeq and is a predicted model, not a curated record. Gene Ontology annotation, molecular function: lipid binding. Gene Ontology annotation, biological process: lipid transport. Lineage: Eukaryota; Metazoa; Chordata; Actinopteri; Centropomidae. The transcript has 39 exons. Bases 751 to 4953 code for a protein of 1400 amino acids.
CAAGUGGAACUUUGCUGCUGGCUUGGGCUUCCAUGAGCAGUGGGAAUCAUCAUGUCCCAGGUCCUGUUCGCUCAUACUGGAUUUAGGGAUUGAGGAGAAUGCCUAGUCUGCUGUUUUAAAAUAAACCGGAGCAGCAGAGAGUGCUGCUGGGUUAACCGUUGGACACGAAGCAGGGGCUGUAUCACUAUUUUUUCCUCGAAAUGAAGCUGCCCUGUGCUUCACCAGGCAGGUAAACUUUUUAAACAGACAAUAACAUUAACCGUUUGCGGAUGUACGUCAUGCCGUGGAAAAAUGUCGCUUUUAAGCAACGUAAUGCUGCGGUAAUGGCGGUAAGUAAUCAAUAAAUUGGAUGACUGGAUGUCUUGCCGCAGCAGCGAAAGAGUCAAAGAUGCAUUUUUUUUUUGGUCAAGAGGGCGUGUUUUCAUCCAGAUAACGGGACAGGGGGAGAGGCAGAAGUCACCGUCGAUCACUUCUGUACCCGUGCUUAGUCAGUAAAAACUGCUCCAACUCAGCGAUAACGGACAUUUAAGGAUAUUUUUAAACGGUGAAGAUGCGAACAGUGAACUAAGCUAGCGAGAGUGCAGCAGUGCGUCCUGUUCCAACGGUAGGUAGCUGACGUUAGAAAUGUAACAUUAGAGUAGCCGUUAAGUUCCGUUUAACACGCUUUUCAAACUUAGUAUUUUGUCUUUUUUUUUUUUUUUUUUUAGCAAACUACAGCCUGUUAGUGAUUUAGACCCAAGAUAUAUCAUUAUGCAAAGCGACAAAUCGGAGCCGAGUGAACCCAAGGGCACCGAGUGUCCGAGCUCAAGCGACGCCGAGAAGAAGGCACUGAGCGCCGUGGACACGCAAGCUCCCAAACCCAAGGGGAUAAGUGCGGUCGCGGUGCUCUGGACGUUUGGGAAAUGUCUUGGAGCCUUGCUGCCCGUCUACCUGGCCGGUUACUACCGGGUUAGCACCAGCCUGUUGAUGUUCGGAAUGAUGGUCUACACGGGAUGGAAGCAUGCCCGAGAAGCCAAGGAGGCGCGCCUGAAGUCAGCCAUACAGCUGCUCGACAAUGAGCAGGAGUACACAUCCAUGAAAGUGUCCAAAAUCAAGCGAGACCUCCCUGCGUGGGUCAACUUUCCAGAUGUUGAAAAGGUUGAGUGGCUCAAUAAGGUUUUGCAGCAGGUGUGGCCCUUUGUCGGCCAAUACCUGGAGAAGCUGCUGGUGGAGACCAUCGCUCCGUCCAUCCGAGCCUCGAGUACCCACCUCCAGACACUCAGCUUUACAAAAGUGGACAUGGGUGACAAGGCCAUGAAGGUUGUGGGGAUCAAGGCACACACAGAGAAUGACAAGGGACAAGUCUUGCUAGAUCUGUAUAUCAGCUAUGUUGGUAAUGUAGAGAUCAAUGUUGAGGUGAAAAGAUACUUCUGCAAAGCCGGAGUCAAAGGAAUACAGCUACAUGGGAUGAUGAGAGUGAUUCUGGAGCCUCUGAUUGGAGAUGUGCCCAUAGUGGGUGCAGUCACCAUGUUUUUCAUCCGGAGGCCUAAACUAGACAUCAAUUGGACUGGACUGACUAAUUUGUUGGACAUUCCUGGGCUGAAUGUCAUGUCAGACAGUAUGAUUAUGGAUGCCAUCGCCUCCUUCUUGGUUUUGCCCAACCGCCUGGUUGUCCCCCUGGUUCCUGGCCUGCAUAUUGCCCAACUACGUUCUCCUUUGCCCAGGGGUGUGGUACGCAUCCACCUAGUAGAGGCACAGAAUCUAGCAGCGAAGGACACCUCUGUGAAGGGGGUCAUGGCUGGCUUGUCUGACCCCUAUGCCAUUUUGAGGGUGGGCCCUCAGACCUUCACCUCCCAACACAUUGACAACACGGACUCUCCCAAGUGGGGAGAAAUGUAUGAGGUUAUAGUCCAUGAAGUGCCUGGUCAAGAGUUGGAGGUGGAGGUAUAUGACAAAGACCCAGACCAGGAUGAUUUCCUGGGCAGGACCAAAUUGGAUUUGGGCAUUGUGAAGAAAUCCAUAGUUGUUGAUGAUUGGUUCCCUCUGAAGGACACUCCGUCAGGACGGGUUCAUUUCAAACUGGAGUGGUUGGCCUUGUUGCCUAGCGCUGAUCGACUAGAGCAGAGCCUAAAGAGGAAUGAGAGCGUGAUUUGUAAGACUUCUGAUCCACCCUCCUCAGCCAUCUUGGUUGUGUAUCUGGACAAGGCUGAGGCACUUCCUAUGAAGAAGGGAAAUAAAGAGCCCAAUCCCAUGGUGCAGUUGUCUGUACAGGACGUCACUAGAGAGAGCAAGACUUGUUACACAACCAUUAAUCCAGAGUGGGAGGAAGCUUUCACCUUCUUCAUCCAAGAUCCACGCAAGCAGGACAUAGACAUUCAGGUGAAGGAUGCCGACCGUGUCCAGACAUUGGGCAGUCUGACUAUCCCUUUGUCCCGUCUGCUGUCCAAUGCCAAUCUCUCUUUGGACCAGUGGUUCCAGUUGGACAACUCUGGAUCUGCCAGUCGCAUCUAUAUAAACACAGUUCUCAGGGUCCUGUGGUUAGAUGAGGAAGGUAUUCCAUCUGAUGUGUCAUCUAAUCUGGCGGCUGGACUGUCCAAACAGCUUCCCCAACAGACCUCCCCUCAUCCUAGCUUUGCCACAGAGGGACUGCUCAGAAUCCACCUGUUGGCAGGCCAGAACCUUGUUCCAAAAGAUAACCUGAUGGGAGGCAUGGUGAAAGGCAAGAGUGACCCAUAUGUAAAGAUCAACAUCGGGGGUGAAACAUUCACAAGUCAUGUUAUCAAGGGCAAUCUUAACCCCACAUGGAAUGAAAUGUAUGAGGUGAUUCUAACCCAACUGCCAGGCCAGGAACUGCACAUGGAGGUGUUUGAUAAAGACAUGGACAUGAAGGAUGACUUCAUGGGCAGGCUGAAGAUCAGUCUGAAGGACAUCAUUGAUGCUCGGUACACUGAUCAGUGGUACACUCUCAGUGAUGUGAAGUCUGGUCGAGUUCAUCUGGUACUGGAAUGGGUUCCAACUGCCUCAGAGUCAGACAGAUUGGACCAGGUUCUUCAGUUCCAUUCCAGACAGUCCUACCAGAACAAGGCUGUUCCCUCAGCAGGCCUACUGUUUGUGUAUAUCGAACAAGCAGAUGGAUUACCAGUGAAGAAGAGUGGAAAAGAUCCAAAAGUAGGAGCAGAGCUUACUCUUGAAGAAACAUCCCGCAAAACUACAGUAUGUGAACGCACCACAUCACCACAGUGGAAUGAGGCAUUCUGCUACAAGGUUCGAGACCCCAGAGAAGAUAUACUUGUAGUUAAGUUCUCCCACAGCUGGACCCUGCCCAUUGGUUCCCUGGUGGUUCCUCUUAGAGAGCUGCUGUCUGAACCAGAGCUGGUUCUGGACCAGUGGUUCCAUCUGGAUGGAGCCUCACCUGAGAGUCAGGUUCUUCUGAGGGCUGAACUUAAGAUACUGAUUCCUAGCAAAUGUCCUGGUGCCACUGAUGAGGCUAAGGUCAUUUCAGCUUCAGACCCCUCCCCUGCUCGGCCAAAACAGGAGACAGACCCAGUGCUGAGGUCAAGUUCAGUGGAUGCUCCUCCUGUUGAGACCAUUGUCUCAUCAGUGACUUUGGAUGAACAUGUUGAUGUAAAGGAAACGGUAGCUGAUGUGACUGAAGAGACGGUGGAAGAAUCACCAAGCCCUGCCGUAGCACAGCCUCCACGGCCUCCUCACACCUCUCCAGACCUCAGCUUUGCCAGUGAGGGGCUGCUGAGGAUUCACCUGCUGGAGGCCCAGAAUCUGGUUGCCAAGGAUAACCUGAUGGGGGGCAUGGUGAAGGGCAAGAGUGACCCCUAUGUCAAAAUCAACAUAGGCGGUGUUGCAUUUAAGAGUCACGUUAUAAAAGAGAAUCUGAACCCAACAUGGAAUGAAAUGUAUGAGUUGGUUUUGACUGGGAACAGCGUCCAGGAGAUUAAGUUUGAAGCAUUUGACAAGGACAUAGAUUCUGAUGAUUUCCUUGGAAGAUUCAGUGUUAAGCUAAAUGAGAUCAUCAGAUUGCAGUACACAGAUCAGUGGUACACUCUGAAUGAUGUGAAGUCUGGGCAGAUUCACUUGAUACUAGAAUGGGUCCCUACUGUGUCAAAUACAGUCAGACUUGACCAGGUAUUGCAGCUCCAGUCUCUCCAGUCUUAUCAGAACAAAGCUGUCCCCUCUGCUGCUCUGCUCUUUGUCCAUGUGGAGAGAGCACAUUCAUUACCUUUGAAGAAAAGUGGAAAGGAGCCCAAAGCAGGAGCUGAGCUUGUUCUGGGUGAAACAACAUAUAAAACCAAACUUUGUGACCGUGGCACCAGUCCUCAGUGGAAUGAGUCUUUCUACUUCCUAGUCCAUGACCCUAAACAUCAGAUGCUUGUAGUAAAGUUGUCAAGCGGCUGGGACCAACCAAUGGGAUCUCUGGUGGUUACUGUGAAGGAACUCCUUGCAGAGCCACAGCUGGUCCUGGACCAGUGGUUCCAUCUGGAUGGAGCCUCACCUGAGAGUCAGAUCCUACUCAGGGCUGAACUCAAGAUUCUGAAUUCCAAAAUGGUAGAUAUGAUCAGUGCAGAGACUCUGCCCUGUGCGGCUUAUGGGUCUGGAAAUGGGCAGGUGAAGUUGUCUCUGUCGUAUGCCGCACAGCAGAGAAAGCUCAUCGUUGUCGUCCAUGCUUGCAGAGGCCUUUUGUCUCAGAGUAAGGAUGGUGUAGACAGCUAUGUCUCCCUCAUGCUGCUGCCAGACAAAAGCAAGGCCACCAAGAGGAAGACAGCUGUGAAGAAGAGAGACCUCAAACCAGAAUACAAUGAGAAGUUUGAGUAUGAUCUGCCCAUGGAGGAGGCAAAAUUCAGGCGCCUCAGCGUAUCAGUGAAGAAUAAUUCGGCCUCAUUCAGGAGCCGCGAUGUCAUUGGACAGGUGCAAAUCGAGUUGGCUGAAGUUGACCUGAUUUCUGGUGUCACAGAAUGGUGA